Messenger RNA from Nothobranchius furzeri (turquoise killifish), 5634 nucleotides. It is a transcript of the gene srgap1a, whose product is annotated as SLIT-ROBO Rho GTPase activating protein 1a. NCBI's taxonomy places the organism in Eukaryota, Metazoa, Chordata, Actinopteri, Cyprinodontiformes, Nothobranchiidae. The record is from RefSeq and is a predicted model, not a curated record. Gene Ontology annotation, molecular function: protein binding. Gene Ontology annotation, cellular component: cytoplasm. Gene Ontology annotation, biological process: signal transduction; negative regulation of cell migration.
GUGGGGAAAGCGAGCGGGUGGGGGUAGUCAGUGUGUCCCAAACUGGAAAUCACUUCCAGAAAGCACGCACACACUCUAGGACUGAAGUUAGUCUCGGAAGCCGAUUGUUGCUUUUGAAACCCUCUCUGAAACUUGCGCGACUAUUUUCUCCGUCUUUUUUCUGCUGCUGUGCUGUUGCGCCGUUUCCACUCCACAUAGUUCGGAGAUUUGCUGGGAGCUGGAUUUGCGCAUCGGCCCUGGCUCUGUGCUCAUCUCGCUUCCACAGGGAACAAUGAAGUAGUAAAACUCGCAUCUCGUUGCACAGUUAAAUUAAUUUGUAUUGUCGUUUUAUUUCUCCGCUCGUUAAGAUGCGUCGGCUGCGUUAGGAUCCCCCGCUUGUUGACAAACAAUUUUGCAAGAAGUUUACAAAGAGCUCCAGGCACAGGAAGACAGAAAAUGUCCACACCGAGGUUCAAAAAGGACAAGGAAAUCAUUGCUGAGUAUGAGAGCCAAGUCAAAGAGAUCAGGGCCCAACUGGUGGAGCAGCAGAAGUGUCUGGAUCAGCAGACGGAAAUGCGAGUCCAGCUGCUGCAGGACCUUCAGGACUUCUUCAGAAAGAAGGCAGAAAUCGAAAUGGAAUACUCCAGAAACCUAGAGAGACUAGCCGAACGCUUUAUGGCAAAGACUCGGAGCACCAAGGAUCACCAGCAGUAUAAAAAAGACCAGAAUCUGCUGUCACCAGUCAACUGUUGGUACCUGCUGCUGAAUCAGGUCAGGAGGGAGAGUAAGGACCAUGCAACGCUGAGCGACAUCUACCUCAACAAUGUCAUCAUGAGGUUCAUGCAGAUCAGUGAGGACUCUACGCGUCUGCUCAAAAAGAGCAAAGAAAUAGCAUUCCAGCUGCAAGAAGAUUUAAUGAAAGUUCUAAAUGAGCUGUACACAGUGAUGAAGACCUACCACAUGUACCACUCAGAGAGCAUCAACGCUGAGAGCAAGCUGAAGGAAGCGGAGAAGCAGGAGGAGAAGCAAAUCGGAAGGGGCGAUCCUGUCUUCAGCAUACGAAUGGAGAAGAAGAUUGAGAAGAUAAAAGAAAAGCGUCAAGCCAAGUACUCUGAGAACAAGCUGAAGUCAAUCAAAGCGCGCAACGAGUACCUGCUGACCCUGGAAGCCACAAAUGCAUCCACUUUCAAAUACUACAUCCACGACUUGUCGGAUCUAAUUGAUUGCUGUGAUUUGGGCUACCAUGCCAGUCUGAAUCGCGCAUUACGGACCUACCUGUCAGCUGAAUACAACCUGGAAACCUCUCGCCACGAGGGCCUUGAUAUCAUCGAGAAUGCAGUGGACAGUCUGGACCCACGAAGUGACAGACAAAGGUUUAUGGAGCUGUUCCCCACGGCCUUCUGCCCACCUGCCAAAUUUGACUUUCAGCCUCACAUGGGGGACGAGGUGUGUCAGAUCUCAGUACAACCACCAGUGAACGGGGAGCUCAUCCAGAGGUUCCAGCAGCUGCAGUCUCGUCUGGCUACGCUGAAGAUUGAAAAUGAAGAGGUCAAAAAGACAUCAGAGGCCACUUUGACCACCAUCCAGGACAUGGUAACCAUUGAAGACUACGACGUGUCCGAAUGCUUCCAUCACAGCCGGUCCACCGAGUCUGUCAAGUCCACUGUGUCAGAGACGUACCUCAGCAAGCCCAGCAUUGCCAAGAGGAGGGCCAACCAACAGGAGACAGAGCAGUUCUACUUCAUGAAAUUCCGUGAGUUUCUGGAGGGCGACAAUCUCAUCACCAAACUUCAGGCCAAACACGACCUGCUUAAGAGGACGCUUGGCGACGGCCACAGAGCUGACUACAUGACCACAAGACAUCCCAAUGGGCUGUUCAAAACCCACACUGGCAACCGGCGGGCUAGACCCCGCUCUCUGUUUAAUGUUAGGUUAUUUAAUGGAAAUUUGGAGUCAUUUAUCAAGGACUCAGGCCAAGCUAUCCCCCGAGUGGUUGAAAGUUGCAUCCGCUACAUAAAUCUCUAUGGCCUGCAGCAUCAAGGGAUCUUUCGUGUUCCUGGAUCCCAGCUGGAGGUCAAUGACAUCAAGAACUCAUUUGAAAGAGGAAACGACCCUCUGGCCGACGAUGAGAACAAUCAUGACAUCAAUUCGGUGGCUGGAGUCCUGAAACUUUAUUUCCGUGGUUUGGAGAAUCCACUUUUCCCCAAAGAGAGGUUCAAUGAACUGAUGGCAUGCAUCAGGGUAGACAACCUGUAUGAGAGAUCACUGUACAUUCGUAAAAUCCUCCUGACCAUUCCCAGAUCAGUCCUUGUUGUGAUGCGCUACCUCUUCGCCUUCCUCAACCAUCUGUCCCAGUACAGUGAUGAGAACAUGAUGGACCCAUACAACUUGGCCAUAUGUUUCGGACCCACGCUCAUGCCCACACCUGACAGCCAAGACCAAGUCUCCUGCCAGGCCCAUGUAAACGAUAUCAUCAAGACCAUCAUCAUCCACCACGAGACCAUCUUUCCCGACGCCAAAGAGCUGGAGGGGCCCAUCUAUGAGAAGUGCAUGGCUGGGGGAGACUACUGUGAGAGCCCCUACAGCGAACACGGAGCCCUGGAGGAGGUGGACAAUGAGGGAGGGGCAGAGACACACACCAGUGAGGACGAGGGUGAGCCGAUUGAAGCCAUUGCCAAGUUUGACUAUGUUGGGCGCUCCUCUAGAGAGUUAUCCUUCAAGAAGGGAGCGUCCCUGCUGCUCUAUCAGAGAGCGUCUGACGACUGGUGGGAGGGAAGGCACAACGGCAUUGAUGGCCUGGUGCCACACCAGUACAUCGUAGUCCAGGACAUCGAUGACAACUUCUCAGACACCCUGAGUCAGAAGACAGACAGUGAAGCCAGCAGUGGUCAUGCUGCAGAGGAUAGAUGCUCAGGAAAGGAUGUCAGCUCACCAACUGAUGCCAGGAUUUCUGAAGCCUACAUCACUAGCAGGCACCGGAAAAGAUCCGACCCACCGUCUCGGCGGCCCCCCGCCCGUCCCAGCAACGUCCACUGCAUGCUGCAUUCCUCCCAGCAGGGACACAGCGGGACCCCAGAGAUGGGCUCUCCUGUUCUGGGCCACUUCAGCCCGCGGGACAUGCUGCGGAGUCAUAACCACAUGCCCAUGGACAGCCCCGAGCGACGGCGCCGCACGGGCCACGGCAGCCUCACAAACAUCAGCCGCCACGAAUCCCUGAAGAAGAUGGAGAGCCCGCCGAUCCGCCGCUCCACCUCUUCAGGCCAGUACACCGGUUUCACCGAUGGCCAUCAUCACCACAGUGGCAAGACCCUGGAUCCGGAGACCAUCGCACAGGACAUAGAGGAAACUAUGAACACUGCUUUGAACGAGCUGCGCGAGUUGGAGCGUCAGAGCUCAGCCAAGCACGCCCCUGACGUGGUGCUGGACACCCUGGAGCAGCGGCAAACCUCUGGGAGCAGCGGAGGAGGUGCAAUGCUGGAAACUUCUGGUGAGUCCCUGAGUCCCAUCCACGGUGUCAUGCUGAGGUCAGCCUCCAACACGGAGCCACCCAUCCGCCGCAGCGCUAGCUCUUCCAGCGAGGCCAUGAGCACCUUCAAGCCCAUGGUGGCACCACGCAUGGGGGUGCAGCUGAAGCCCCCCGCUUUGAGGCCCAAACCCAUGGUCAUGCCCAAGUCCAACCAGACCCCGCAGGCUCCCAAUGGGUCUACUCAGGACCCUCUGGACAAAUCCUGUACCAUGUAACCUCUGAGACAAAGCUGAACUGGAAACCCGUUUCCAUCGGGUUGGGAAAUUCUACCUGUGUCUUCAGUAAAAUACACGAGAAAAACAGAAGGGGACUCCGAUCUGAUCUGAGAGACCUUUGUAGGCUGUAGAUGCAAUGUAGACUUGAUUUGUAUCGAUAUUGUGUGAAGUUAUGCUUUAAAAUGCUUAGAAUAAUAUCUAAAAUGUUCUUUUAAAACCAACUGGAACGACAAAUCACAAUGGCUUCCUUGUUAGUUUAGCUGAAAGAAAUGGAAGAGCUCAGACGUGCGUGCAGCUUCUUGGUUCACCUGCAAACCACAGAGAGCUUGAAGAGAACUGGGGAAACCCCAAGGCUAAUACUGGGAGGGUGCUGGAAGGCGCUGAGAAUCGCUUCAAAGGCUUUACCGACUCGGCUAGACGCAACUGAAUUUCAAAUUUCAACAUUUUAAUGUUGCGGUGACAACCUGAGCGGAAAGUGUUUGAGGAUUGGACGUUUUGUGUGCCAGAAGAGUCCCAAACUGCAUAUUAAUGGUAGUCUAUUAGAAGAUCAAUGGUACUGACGCAUUUUGUUUUCUUUAUCCUAACGUGUGAGUCGCAGCUUUUGUUGGUAAGGCUUUCAAAUCAGGAUUUAUAAACAUCAACUCUUUACUGAUUACACCCAGACUAACUGUAGCGUGUUCUGUGAUGUCUGGAAAGAGAUAUGAUUGGGUAAAACCACUAAUUCAUUCUGAACUCCACAUUUCAAUGCAUUCUGCUGAAUCAGUACCCGAUAAUGUAUGUAUGUAUGUAUGUGUGUGUGCCUUUGUUUGAACAUUAGGGGGGAAACAAGUGUGAAGAACUACAACAAACAUGAUAUUUUACCAUGUGGACAUGCCAUAGCCGUCUGUAUGCCUUGCCUGUAUCUACCCAAAGAUAUGAGUGUAUAAGUUAAAGCAUGGAUGUUGACACUUCACAUUCACUGAUGUGUAUAGACUUAAUUAAGGUAGCAUCCUUUUGGCGUGCUGCCAGUAGCCAUGGACCAUAUGACUGUUCUUCAUCGUGUUCACUGUGCUUCUGAGAGGGUUUCUGACAACAGCGGUUUGCUUUUUAGUCUUUGCAGUCUGUUUUCUGUCCAGGUGAGCAUGCCACUUUGUGAUUUCAGACCCUCGUUAGGGCUGUCUGUGUGGAUCUUACUGCUUUCUGUGGAUGCAAACAACCCUUAGGAUACUGAAGAAGAUCAAAGACCCAACUGGGAGGAUGUGGCUCUAAUGUAGUGUUGUGUCAGACUUCCAGUUAUAAUAUUUCUCCUUUUUUAACCUCUAUUAUAAAAAAUGCAUGUCUUUGGAAUAUUUUUUCAUAUAAAAAUUGUGGGUUUGCAAUGAAUAAGCAAUGUUCUCACAGCAGGUUUACACCAUCUUUGACUUGAUGAAAAAGUGUGUAUAAAGAUCAAAAUGUUUAUUUCUGAAUUUACUAACGUUCAUUAUUUUUGUAAUCGGUUUUAUUUUUGUCGUGUUGCAGGGAAGAAAUCACUUAGAGCCUAAGAUGUACAAGAUUUAGCAUGAAGCCGGUUGUAUACAGGACCAUGGGCUUUAGUCACUAUGUACCAUCACCAAUAGGACUCUGUUAUGCUGUGUAGGCUUUAAGCUACGUUGUGGUGUUUUGUACAUCUGUUGUAUGUACUUGUGAAAGUGCCUUUGAAAAUGUUUUAGCAGAACUUCAGACAUUCUGUCCUGUUGCGUCUUCGUGGUAAAUGCAGUGUAGGACGUGUAAGACUGUGACAAUUUCCAAACAGUUUGAUGGCAGAAUAAAUUAUAACAGCUUACACCUUGUGACAUUGCACUUUUAUGUAUAUAACUGUAAAUACGGCAUGUAACAUCACAUUUAGAGGUUAUUCGGAGGAGUAUUUUUUUUUAAUAAAGGAAAUAGUUUGUUGAA